Messenger RNA from Apiotrichum porosum, 714 nucleotides. RefSeq lists its product as uncharacterized. The record is from RefSeq and is a predicted model, not a curated record. NCBI's taxonomy places the organism in Eukaryota, Fungi, Basidiomycota, Tremellomycetes, Trichosporonales, Trichosporonaceae. The transcript has 2 exons. Bases 1 to 714 code for a protein of 237 amino acids.
AUGGCGUCCACCUUCCUUCCUUUCAACCCCCAGCCCAUGGCCUCGUCGUCCGGCGCCAAGCCCAAGCGCAAGCGCGCAUCGUCCCUCGAGGCCGAAGAGUCCAAUGCCAAGCACCUGCGCAUUGUUGCUCCCCAGUUUGACACGGCUACGGGCUUUGGCUUCCCUCCCGAGCUCAUCCCGGACAUGACGACGUCGACGACUGCGUCCGAGAGCGACCAGAUGAUGGACCACGACAUGGACUUUGACAUGGACGAGACCCUCGAGACGCCGUACGCUGCCCCCGAGACCAACUAUUCGUACGCCGAGGGCGGUUCGGGCGGGUUCGGCUUUGGCCCCGGCGCCGAAGAGGACGACAUGGACAGCGACGACAGCCCAAAGUCGGGCUACGCCCAGCUGGGCGUGUACCCGUCCACGACGACGCACCCGAACCCGCACCACUUCUCCAACAGCCCGCCGUUCACGUCGUUCCAGCAGAACAGCGGGUGGAACACGAACCCCUCCAGCGCCGCUGGCGCUGCGCCGGGCCUCAUCCAGCCGGCGUCGGCGGGCCCCCUGCCAUGGGGCGCCAACGCCGUCGAGCGCGCCCGCAACGCCCACGGUCCCCAGUGCACCUCCAUCCCCAAGCUGCACAUGAGCGACUACCCGGACUCGACGGGCUCCCGUUCCCUCUGGAGCAUCUGCCAGGACUGCGGCGCGUGCGAGCGUGCCAGCUGA